Molecule: messenger RNA, 561 nt
Organism: Fulvia fulva
Lineage: Eukaryota; Fungi; Ascomycota; Dothideomycetes; Mycosphaerellales; Mycosphaerellaceae
Exons: 1
Coding region: 1-561 (186 amino acids)
Source: RefSeq, a predicted model, not a curated record
AUGAAUAUCACCACCAAAAUCCAACCAACGCCAUCUCACUCCAGCGCUGAGUCCAUUGCCGCUGGCCAGCGAGAGCUGGCAAGUGACAAACAUCGCACAGCCAACAAGCCAUUCCUCCACUCUCAUCACCCAUACCUCAAACCCGAGCCCGAAGCGCAGUCAAGACGCCUUGCCCUUCUUGAAGAAAUAAACCGCACACUACAUGUCGACCCGGUUCUCCCGGUCGAGUUGUUUGACAAAACAUUCCCACGCAAUCCGCGUGACUUGAACAGUCCCAUACUUCCGCAGCUCUUGGCAUUGGUGGAUCUGGAUCUUGGUCCUCCAGAUCCCAACUACGAUUUCAGCAAGACAAAGCUGGGAAGACAAGAAAAGGCCGUGCUCGCUGCAAGAGAAGCCAACAAAGUCCCUGUUCGGAACCACCCCGAGGUCCCAUCGGAGGCCAUUCGUAAGAAGCACCGCAAAAAGAAGCGGGCUCGCCCAGGCAAGGGUGUGGGGGAUCAGAUCAGUGGCGAGGCAGGCGAUGCAGAGGACAAUGUCGCAGGAGCUGGAAAUAUUGCAUAA